UCCAUCUUCUCCCAGAACACCCCGCUCUGUCUCCCCUGCGUCCCCUGUACCGUCCACUGUCGGCAGAUCAGCGAUCGCCUAGUGUCCAUAUCCCAACAAGACACCCAGCAUCUAGUUUCCCACCAUCAACGUCAGCUCAGGCAGCAAGCGUCCCCUUCAGCCCCUCAUCACCACACCCAGGCGGCCACAAUUUCCCCCAGGCUCACCCCAUACCCUUACUACGCCUCGCCAACAGUGAGAUAAUACACAUCUCCCAUUAUCUUCCCUCGAGCGUACGCAAUGUACGGCGCAGGCGCCAGAUAUGCCGAGGAGGCUGUCAGCGACUCUGAAUUCAGCCUCUCGCCCAGUCCCAACCCCGGAAACGCGUGUUUCUGCGGGCAACCCAUAACAAACGAUGGCGUUUAUUGCAGUGUCGUCUGUGCACGAUCCGACGCGAUCAAUUCAUUAUGUUACAAAUCCAACCAACCCCCUGCGCGCGCGCUAUACAUCCCCGACGCCGGCAACCAGCUGCCCUCUUUCGGGUCUGCCCUUUCAAGCUUGCCGAGAGAUUCUUCGGCGGGUUCCCUCGACUCGUGUACGGGCCAGGACGAAGAGUGGCAGGCGUCGCACUACCGCCGACUAGCUCGCUCCGACGCACGUCGCCAAGAGAGGCGAGAGGAGAGACGGCGGCGGAGAGCUGAAGGCAGCAUGGGCGACUCUAUCGGCAACAACAACCGUAGCACGAACAUGUCCUCAUCAUCAUCCAUGUCGCGUGUUCCCGACCUCGUGGGCGGGCACGGCGGCGGUCACUCGCGUAAUGGAUCAUCCGCUUCGUCCGUCUCUUCCCUCGCCUCAUCCGCGUUCAGCCUGUCACGCAAUUCGUCGACUGCGAGUAACGCUUCUAGGAGGGCGUUUGGGGGUGGAGUGAAUGUGGAUAGUGUGAUUGAGGAGGCAGAGGAUGAACAAGAGUGGUUGAGGUCGGAAGCGACCAAGCCUUAUGCGCCUUCAUCAAUGCGCAAGCAUGGUCACCAGAAAAGUGGGGAAGGACGCUCGAUGAGCUCUAGGAGAAGAAAACAGACGCCGGACGCUCUACCUUUCGGUAUGGGUCAAGAUAUGCGAGACGUUCUCAAUGAGAUUCUGCAUCUCGAGCAAUCGUAUCUGACGCCAGAACAAGAGGUAGAUAUCUCUACCGCCGACGACCUGCCCCCACCUAGACUGUUCACAUCGAGCUUUGGUCCUCCCCGAACGCCGUCGCCGGCGAGCUGCAAGAAGCGCGUCCUUCCCUCUCGAGCGCCAGAUGCGCCCUUCCGUGGCCAUCGUGCCUCUUUAUCGCAAAGCGCUCUUGCUCCUCAUUCUCCCGCCAUGCCCGCCCGUCCAACCAGCCUGGUGGGCAUGCACCAAUCAUCCCUCUCUGAAUCCCACACCGCGCUUUACCUCGCUACCGCCUCUCCCUCGACAUCUACUCGCCGAAGUGCCUCACCCACACUCGAGACCCGCCGAAGCUUGACGUUUGACGCCAACAGUGCUGGGCCGAGUAUCAACCUCGACUUUGCGUCCCCGCCACCGUUAGCCAGGCCUGGGAGCUUGACGAUGCCUCCGAGAGGGUUUGAAUCCUCGCCGCUGCUUACGCCUGUCAACAGGCGCUUUACCCAUACCCGCACGCCUCAGGCUAUCCAUCCCUCGAUGGACGGCUGGCGAUUCCCUUCACCCUUCCAUGCGCACGCUACCCCUACGAAACCCACGCAUUUGCGCGAACCGGAAACGCCAGAGCCCAUCGGUCGGGAUCACUCUGGCGGGGCUGGGAAAGGGAUACAGCCAGCGUUACUGUGGCCUCCUGCGGGACAGAACCUCCAGCCGGCACUGUUUGCUGAGGAUGCGGAUGUCAACAUGGGCAGUCCCGGUGGUGAGAGGGUGAGGUCGAGGGAGUGGUGAACAGAAGGGGAGCUGUUUAUGCCUUGAUGGCCCGAACGAUUUUUUACGACUCUUGACGUGUUGUUACUUGUCGCUAGACGACAUUUCCAUUUGUAUAGUAGCUUGUCCCCCAAAGUGUGUUUCCACAUCAAGAAGAUGAUUGCAUAUCACGUUCGUUUGUCUCCAUAUAGCCAUCAUAGUAGUUUCAUAUAUCGCACUCAUUUGAUGCCACCGGUUGUCCUUA
Molecule: messenger RNA, 2134 nt
Organism: Cryptococcus amylolentus CBS 6039
Lineage: Eukaryota; Fungi; Basidiomycota; Tremellomycetes; Tremellales; Cryptococcaceae
Exons: 2
Coding region: 280-1911 (543 amino acids)
Source: RefSeq, a predicted model, not a curated record